This is a messenger RNA of Loxodonta africana (African savanna elephant), 2463 nucleotides long. Its product is annotated as taste receptor type 2 member 143-like. The coding region runs from base 1483 to 2463 and encodes 326 amino acids. Gene Ontology annotation, molecular function: bitter taste receptor activity; G protein-coupled receptor activity. The transcript has a single exon. Gene Ontology annotation, biological process: sensory perception of taste; detection of chemical stimulus involved in sensory perception of bitter taste; G protein-coupled receptor signaling pathway. Lineage: Eukaryota; Metazoa; Chordata; Mammalia; Proboscidea; Elephantidae. The record is from RefSeq and is a predicted model, not a curated record. Gene Ontology annotation, cellular component: membrane.
UUUUUUCUGUUUUUUUUUUUUUUUUUACCUUUUCAAUCUCUUCUCUUGUUACGGGUCAGUUCAGAUUUCCAACAUCAUUUUGUGUUAGUUUGGGUAGGUAGUGUGUCUCUAGAAAUUUGUCUAUUUCUUCUAGGUUUUCAAAUUUGUUGGAGUAUAGUUUUUCAUAAAACUCUCUUAUGAUCCUUUUAUUUCAGUUGGGUCUAUUGUAAUAUCCUCCAUUUCAUCUCUUAUUUGGGUUAUUUGCGUCCUCUCCUGUUUUUCUUUUGUCAAUUUGGCCAGUGGUUGAUGCUUUCAAAGAACCCACUUUUGGUUUUGCUGGUUCUUUCUAUUGUUUUUCUAGUCUCUAUUUCGUUUAUUUCUGUUCUGUUCUUUAUAAUUUCCUUUCUUCUGGUGGCAUUGGACUUCUUUUGCUAUUCUCUAUUUGUUGAAGUUGUAUAGCUAAUGUUUUGAUUUUGUCCCUUUCUUCUUUUUGGAUGUGUGCAUCUAUCGCUAUAAAUUGACCUCCAAAGACUGCCUUUACUGUGUCCCAAAGGUUUUGGUAUGAUGUGUUUUCAUUCUCACUUAACUCUAGGAAUUUUUUGAUUCCAUCUCUGAUUUCUUCUCUUAUCCAGUGGUUUUUAAGCAGGGUGUUAUUCAGUUUCCAUGUAAUUGAUUUUUUUCCUUACUCUUCCUGUUAUUAAUUUCUGCUUUGAUGGCGUUGUGGUCAGAGAAGAUGCUUUGUAUUAUCUCAAUGUUUUGGAUUUUCUUGAGGGUUGCUCCAUUGCCUAAGAUAUGGUCUAUUCUGGAGUAUGUUCCAUGUGCAUUGAAAAAGAAUGUGUACUUUGCAGCUGUUGAGUGGGGUGUUCUAUAUACGUCUAUGAGGUCAAGUUGGCUGAGUGUGUUGUUUAGCUCCUCUGUAUCUUUGUUGAGUUUCUUCUAGAUGUUCUGUCCUUUAGCAAGAGUGGUGUGUUGAAGUCUUUACUAUUAUUGUGGAGCUGUCAAUUUCUCUUUUAAGUGUAAAGUUAUCUUUUAAGGACAAUUUAACAAAGUAAUAGUAAGGUUAAAGAAUAGCAUGCAAACUGAUAGUGAUGAUGGUUUCACAACAUAGGGAAUGUGAUUAACCCCACUGAGGCGUACAGGUAAAAAUGGUUGAAAUGACAAGUGUUUUGUUAUCUAUGUUCGAACCGAACAUGUAACAAAAAAGAAACAAUGUACAUAUAUGGGCAUUCUCAAUCCCCCAGCAUCUGUUCCCUUGGCAUUUCCUUAUAUCUACUCAGAUAACGAACAGGCAAAUUCAAGCUAUGCAAAUGGAGGUCAGUGUCACUGAGAUGGAGUGAUUUGCAUAGGAGGAGCUCAGAGGGAGCGGCUUCACCAGUCCUGUGGUGCAGCAGGGGUGUGGCUGGUAGCUGGACUUUUGCGCAAAUCCAGGGAGAGAGGUUCUGGGUCUGCUGGCUGAGAGGCUGUUCUGCCUGUGGAUGUGUCCUGAGUUCAGGUCAGGAGAAGAUGCCCUCCCUGCCUACACUGUUCUUCAUGGCCAUCUUCUUCCUGGAGUCCUUGGCUGCCAUGCUGCAGAAUGGCUUCAUGGCAGCUGUGCUGGGCUGGGAAUGGGCAAGGGGCCGGGUGCUGCCCAUGGGGGACAUGAUUGUGGCCUGCCUGGCUGCCUCCCGGUUUGGCCUGCAUGGCAUGACCUUCACAAACAACCUCCUGAUCAUCGUCAACUUCAGCUACAAUGCGCACUACUUUGGCAUCCUCUGGGACUUCAGCAACACACUCAAUUUCUGGUUAAAUGCGUUACUCUCUGCCUUCUACUGCGUGAAGAUUGCCUCCUUCUCCCACCCCACCUUCCUCUGGCUCAGGUGGAGGCUUUCCCGCUCUGUGCCCAGGCUGCUGCUGGGUUCCCUGGCCAUCUCCGUCCUGACCAACAUCCCCUCAGUCAUUGGGCAUACCAUUACGUCUCAUAUGGAGGCUUCCCAGCCCCCCAACACCAAUGGCACCUGGACUGAAUGGGUGAGGAUCUUCUAUCGGAACUUUUUCCUGCUCCACGAGAUAUUGGUGCUCUUGGUGCCCUUUCUGUUGUUCCUGGUAUCCACUUCCCUGCUCAUGUUCUCUCUGCACCGGCACCUCCGCCAAAUGAGGUGCAGCCAGCCUGGGCCCCGAGACCCCAGCACCCGAGCGCACACCAUGGUGCUCAAGUCGCUAGGCUUCUUCCUUAUCUUCUACUCAUCCUACUUUCCGUCCCUGAUGGUGGCCUUGACAAACAUCAUGACCCUGCAGCUUCACUGGUACUGGGCCUGGCAGGUGGUGACUUAUACUGGCAUUUUCCUGCACUCCACCAUCCUGCUGCUUAGCAGCCCCAGGCUUAGGAGGGCCCUGAAAAACAGGCUGCAGGGCUGUGAGGCCACACGGUGUGAGGGCCUGAACAGAGGGCAGAUCAGAGGGCAGGUCCCUCCCAAGGGCUCAGAGGAGCCAGUGCAGCAGGGCUGA